AUGACCGAGGAAUUUGAAUGGCCAGACUGGGUACUGAGUGGUUUGAGGAAUGCUAGUAUUGGGAAUAUCCGUGAUAUCAGCAGCCGUCCCGAUCGUGAAGAUGACGAAGGGCAAUUGAAUCGUGAUCACACGUCGAGCAUUGAGCUUCAGAGGCAGUCACCGUUACGCCUUUCAUCUUCGCCGCGUCCAUGGAGCACCCUAGAGCCUGAGACUGGAUCAAGCCAGACUGAUAUCCCCAAGCCCGAGGAUGCUGGUCUUCCACUUCACGGCGAACUACGUGUGAACCCAGCUGUGUCAAUCCACGAGACACCUGCACCGAAUACCACGGUCAACAGAAAAUUAAAAGGGAUACACCUUUUUAUGAUUACAGUCAAUGCAACACUUGGAACAGGUCUCUAUUGGCGUGGAGGCCAGAUGCUUGAAGUCGGCGGUCCGCUUGUUGUUCCCCUUGCGUUUCUUGUGAUAGGAGUCCUGGCAUGGGCUGUGAUGCAGUGCAUCACGGAGAUGCUGUGCAUCUGGCCGAUACCAGGUGCGCUACCAGUCUAUGUGGGCGAGUUUGUGGACGAAGAGCUUGGAAUUGCCGUUGGAAUUGCAUACUGGUUCAAUUACGCGAUGUCUUUCUCGACCUUACUUCCAGCUUCUGCAGGAGAGCUCCAAUUUUGGAACAGUAUCAACGGAAACAAGGGUAUUCUGGGCGGGGUCAUCUACUUGUGCAUUCCCCUUGCCCUAGUACUCAUCAACAUGUUAAAGGUCGAGUAUUUUGGCACUUUCGAACUAUUCACUGGUAGCAUGAAGAUGCUUUUCUUGGCGAUAAUCAUCGCAUUCCUCAUUGCAAUUAAUCGAUCAGCUGGGUUCGGAGGAGACGAGCCAAUUGGCACUCGCUACUGGGCUAAUCCAAUAACCUUCGACACAAAAGCGACUCAUAAUUGGGGCAUUGCAUUCCUGGUCUGCAUAUCGAUAGCUACGUUCGCCUAUGUCGGGAUUGAAGUGGUCGCAGCAUCUGCUCUUGAAGCAAAACCAGCGAAGCCACGACAUGACCCUAUAAAAGAGACCGGGCCAGGGGCCACCUGUCCGCCAAAGGCAGCCGGCAUCGACAGAACUAUCAAAUUCUCUGCCAUCUUCAUGUCUGUGAUUAUUGCGGCCGCCUAUACUAUCACUGGGUUUCUCAGCACACUAGACAUACCUCGAUCCCACUGCGGUCUUCCCACUCUGAGCUGGCUGUCGGCGGAUGAUAGCCUGCAAGCAAAUUGCGCAUUUUCUGGAAGCAAUGCAGCACUGGUCAUCAUCGCCGCAGAGUCCAAUAUCCCUCACUUGCCAGAUAUCUUUAAUUGCUUCUUGGUUUUCACGUGCCUGACAGCUGCCAAUACGAAUUUGUACAUUGCGUCGCGUGCUCUUUUCGGUUUGGCGAGUAGGUUAGAGGGGGACAAGAACCUGCGCUGGCACUUACGGAUCUGUGCGUGGUUUGGCAAAACUAACGAUCACCGAGUUCCUUUACGGGCUCUGCUUUUCUCUGCGCUUGUCUUCUGGUGGAUACCUUAUUUGCAUUUGAUCGGGGGUGUUGAAGACUCGGAUAACGUGAAUCGGUUCGUGGAAGUUCUGAGUCAAAUCACUUCCGUUGGGACAUUAAUCGUCUGGGCUUGCGAAUGUCUUGCUUUCAUCCGUUUUUAUAAAUGCAUCGAUGAGCACAGAGAGUAUCUCAUCGAAGAAAAUGUGUCCUACGUGCAAAGAUGGAAUACGGCAGAUGCACAGAAAUAUUGGGAGUACCCGUAUCGCAGUCAUGCACAGCCCUUUCUGGCAUAUGUGGCCUUUGUCGGAUGCAUUUUUAUUCUGAUCGUCGCUAAUGGUGCGGCAUUAUGGAAUGGGUUUCAUCUGUUACCAUUUCUUUCCUCCUAUCUUCCGGUAGGUGGCAUGGUACAUGCACAUUACCAUAUUACCCAGUAG
Messenger RNA from Penicillium argentinense, 1941 nucleotides. RefSeq lists its product as uncharacterized. The record is from RefSeq and is a predicted model, not a curated record. The transcript has 9 exons. Bases 1 to 1941 code for a protein of 646 amino acids. Gene Ontology annotation, cellular component: membrane. Gene Ontology annotation, biological process: transmembrane transport. NCBI's taxonomy places the organism in Eukaryota, Fungi, Ascomycota, Eurotiomycetes, Eurotiales, Aspergillaceae.